UGAAACAAAAAAACGAUAAACUCGAAGCGAUUUAUGUCCAACUUUGCUGUUUACCGGGUUGCUGAUAAACAAGCAAAGACUUUGAACCGGUUUAAUAUUUUUUUAUCUAUUAACACAGUGACAAUGGCAGCGAAAAGUUUAGCUCGGUUUGUAGUCUCCAGAAUUUCAACCCCUAUCUCGAAUAAGGGAUUCGUGAACAACCCCAACGUCAAAUUUUACAGCGUUCAAAAAAACUUCGAAUUUAUUAAAACGCACAAAACCGGAGCUCGCAACAACGUGGGGGUGAUAACCCUGAACCGGCCCAAGGCCCUAAAUGCCCUUUGCAACGGUCUUAUGCAAGAAGUGGCCGAUGCUUUGGACGUGUUCGAGAAAGACAAGGAAAUUGGGGCUAUCAUAAUCACCGGUAGUGAAAAAGCUUUCGCUGCGGGGGCCGACAUCAAAGAAAUGCAAAACAACACUUAUUCCCAAUGCGUCAGUGGCAACUUCCUGGCCCAUUGGAACCGCGUCUCCGAGAGUGUGAAGCCCGUGAUUGCGGCCGUCAACGGCUACGCUCUGGGGGGCGGUUGCGAGCUGGCCAUGAUGUGUGACAUCAUCUACGCCGGCGAGAACGCCAAGUUCGGACAGCCGGAGAUUUUAAUCGGGACCAUCCCCGGCGCGGGGGGCACCCAGCGGCUGACGCGCGUGGUGGGCAAGUCCAAGGCGAUGGAGAUGGUGCUCACGGGGGACCAAGUGCCGGCGCACGAGGCCGAGAAAAUGGGGCUGGUUAGCAAAGUCUUCCCCGUCGAUAAACUAAUGGAGGAGGCGGUCAAAUUGGGGGAGAAAAUCGCCAAAAACUCGCAUCUGGUUAAUGGGAUGUGCAAGGAGUCGGUCAAUACGGCCUAUGAGACCACCCUGAGAGAGGGGCUGCAUUUUGAGAAGAGGAUGUUCCACGGGACCUUCGCCACCAAGGACCGCAAAGAAGGGAUGACGGCGUUCGUUGAAAAACGGGCCCCCAAUUUCACAAACGAAUAGUUUUUUAAUUUUUAAUAAAGAAUAUUGUUAUUCAA
Messenger RNA from Tribolium madens (black flour beetle), 1046 nucleotides. RefSeq names its product enoyl-CoA hydratase, mitochondrial-like. Gene Ontology annotation, biological process: fatty acid beta-oxidation. NCBI's taxonomy places the organism in Eukaryota, Metazoa, Arthropoda, Insecta, Coleoptera, Tenebrionidae. The transcript is spliced from 3 exons. Gene Ontology annotation, molecular function: enoyl-CoA hydratase activity. Gene Ontology annotation, cellular component: mitochondrion. Bases 34 to 1011 code for a protein of 325 amino acids. The record is from RefSeq and is a predicted model, not a curated record.